This is a messenger RNA of Leptosomus discolor (cuckoo roller), 761 nucleotides long. The record is from RefSeq and is a predicted model, not a curated record. Lineage: Eukaryota; Metazoa; Chordata; Aves; Leptosomiformes; Leptosomidae.
UGCUGAUUCCCCUCAACCAAGUCAGAGCUGACUGGGAGAAGACCAGCGGCCCGUUCCACAAGCAGCGCGUGGCGGAGCACUGCGGGAUAUUUCGUGACUUGUUCAAGGGGGCCACGUUCACCCCCUGGGUUCCCUUGAGGGUGGAGUACAGCCAAGAAGACGAACACCUUGUGCCAGUCUACUAUGGGAACGUGGUGACUCCGUCAGAGGCUUCCCGUUCCCCUGCAGUGUCAUACGAGGCAGAUAAAAGCUCCCUCUGGACUUUGUUGCUCACAAAUCCAGAUGGACAUCUCAGGGACACGGAUUCGGAGUACCUCCACUGGCUGGUGACGAACAUCCCAGGCAACGACGUCAAGUCGGGGAAGGAGAUCUGCCAUUACUUGCCCCCCUUCCCUGCCGUGGGAACUGGCUACCAUCGCUUCAUCUUCCUCCUCUUCAAGCAAGCCUGCCCCAUAGAUUUCAGCGAGGAUGUUCGGCCGGUGCCGUGCCACAGCCUCAAGAUGCGAACCUUCAGCACGUUUGACUUCUACAGGAAGCACGAGGACGCGAUGACCCCGGCAGGGCUGGCGUUUUUCCAGUGUCAGUGGGACAGCUCCGUUACUUGGGUCUUCCAUCAGCUUCUCAAUAUGAGGGAGCCCGUGUUUGAAUUCGUGCGGCCGCCCGUUUACCGUCCGCCACAGGUAAAGUUCCCGCGCCACCAGCCUCUGAGGUACCUGGACAGAUACCGAGACGCCAAGGAGCCCACCUACGGCAUUUACUAG